AUCCUCGAUUCGUGCAAAUCAUAUGCCACAUCAGCACCAGCUUCUAUCACUCUGAUCAGAUAUGUAGCUGUGGGAGGUACGACCAUCGUUGGCAUGCCAUUUUACGGGAAUCUCGGGGUACAUUGGACGCUGACAAUAAUGGGGGUUAUUAGUGCGUUAUUGGUGCCUGUGCCAUUUGUGUUCUACAUGUAUGGAAAGGUGAUUAGGUGGUGGAGUAAGUAC
Lindgomyces ingoldianus is the source of this 222-nucleotide messenger RNA. RefSeq lists its product as uncharacterized. NCBI's taxonomy places the organism in Eukaryota, Fungi, Ascomycota, Dothideomycetes, Pleosporales, Lindgomycetaceae. The record is from RefSeq and is a predicted model, not a curated record. The annotation marks the transcript as partial. The transcript has a single exon. Gene Ontology annotation, molecular function: transmembrane transporter activity. Gene Ontology annotation, biological process: transmembrane transport.